AUGGCUGUCGAGCAGAUGGCUCAAUGUGCUGGCCCUGGACCCCUUGUCAGAGCAAAGCCUAAGCCGCACCCAGCGACCAAGGCAGUCACAGCGCCAACUGCAAACCUCAACAAGACACAUAAGCCUUACGAAAUAUAUAAUGUUGCAAGGACUUACCAAUCCUAUACCAUUUGUACAGCUGUUGGGACAAGUCCAGCGUCUCAAGACACCAACACCCAAAGGAAAAAAUAUCCAGGCUUGAAACUCACCUUCAAGGAUGGUGUGAACGCCAGUCGAAAAGUGUCCAAUAAUGAUGUAGCAUCCUUAAGUGAAACACGUGUUGGAAGCGCCGUUGAUAAUGGGAAAUUCCGGAAGUCGCUGGGAUCUGAAUCAUCCAAGCUUGCAGAGGGAGCGGGAGUAGGGAAGUGGGCCAGAGGUGUGGUGUCCAAGUCCCAAGUGAAGCCUUCUGCGCCACCAAGUGCACGUGCCAGCGUGAUCGCACACAAUUAUGCAGAAGGAUUCGAAGACGACGACCCACCUGAAGAUCAUGACGAUAGCAUACCUACGAGUUGGGGUGGGCUGGGCAUUGUGCAUAUUUCUCAGACCACUGAUGAACCGAGGGGACGAAAACGUGGAUUAUCCACGGCCUUGACAGACGACCUUGAACCCGAAGAGCAGCGUGAAAUGGAGGAAGACCAAGAUGCUGAUGAAGAUGUUCAGGAGGAUGUCGACAUGACGGAUCAGCAGGGUGACAUUGAGGUCUGUGAAGUGUCAAACAGUCGGCUCACAACCUCUAUGUCAGUUAGUGUUAUGGAGAUCGCAACAGACGACCAGACACCUAAGUACAUCAAAACUGAAAAUGGAUGUGCACCACUUAGACUCAAUCAGAAGAGAGUAAAACCAAAGAAUUCGCACCUACCCAGCGGUGCUCAGAACUCGACCUUUCGUUCCGUAUUUAUUCCAACGAAGUUUUCAGACAUUCUCGACGAUAUCUCCCUGGUGGUGGAUCCCACUGCUGGAAACUUUCAGUAUGAUGAUGGCUGCAAUCUCGCCUUCACUCUUGUAUCUCAAAGGAUCUCUGAGUGGAGAGGAAAUUUUGGCUCCACUGCUAUCAGCAUCCUCAUGACAUUUUUUGCCUCGACAGAUGAAUACAACACUAAGGAGGCACAGAAAGCAUACACCGAAUAUCAACUCGAAGAUUCACGCUUUGUGUAUGAAGACCCGGAUAGUGAAGACUUGCCUGGAGCUUUCUUAUCAGAAUUCAUUUUGCACAUCUUCGCUGUUCAACUCAACGCCACCCAAGGAUGCCAGAUAAUUGACUUGCUUGACUUCGAGUUACCUGGACAUGCAACAGCCCUUGCACUGACCACCGCAGCCAUGAGUUUUGCAUCGCCUUUACAAAAGUUACUAAUUUAUCAUUUGCAGGCCGAGUGUGCACUUAUUUUAGCUCGCAACGACCUCAUUGUGGAAGAUACUUCGGACCAAGGGAAACACAAGGUCAUGUUGACGCUCAACCACGCCACCAACAAAAUGAGAGCUGCCCUUCGACUGCGUGCAAGAAAUCAUCCAACGAUCUCAAGCGUACAUGAAGCGUACUCGCUGCAGGGGUCCAGACAAAGACAAUAUUCUCAAUGA
Messenger RNA from Suillus discolor, 1614 nucleotides. RefSeq lists its product as uncharacterized. Bases 1 to 1614 code for a protein of 537 amino acids. The record is from RefSeq and is a predicted model, not a curated record. The transcript has 9 exons. Lineage: Eukaryota; Fungi; Basidiomycota; Agaricomycetes; Boletales; Suillaceae.